Molecule: messenger RNA, 1223 nt
Organism: Plutella xylostella (diamondback moth)
Lineage: Eukaryota; Metazoa; Arthropoda; Insecta; Lepidoptera; Plutellidae
Source: RefSeq, a predicted model, not a curated record
UCAACGUCCUCAGGUCACUGUCAGGUGUCUGGUGGGGCGCACAUCCAUACUCCCAGAAGCUACUGUACAACGCCAUUGUUCGAAGUCACUUUGACUAUGCCUCAUUUAUCCUGGACCCCUGUAAUAAGGCUGCAUUAGAAAAAAUUGAUAAGGUUCAGUACAAGUGUCUUCGAAUAGUGUCCGGUGCAAUGAAAUCUACCCCCACCAAUGCCCUUCAGGUUGAGUGUGUCGACCCCCCUCUCUCGCUGCGGAGACAGUACUUGUGUGACCGGUUUUUCCUCCGGAUCUGGCAGUCAGAGUCUCACCCUCUAUUGUCCAAGCUCGAUACCCUUAAGCGGUUAUGUCAUGCUCAAGAAACCCAUGGCCUUUCCUUCCUUCUCAAAUCAUUCAUUUUUGCUUCCAACCUUCCUCAUCCUUCAAUUAAAUUUAAAAUGAACCCUCUGUUUAGUGUCCCUUAUGAUGCCCUGGUUUUUCAGCCCAAUGUUGUUAUGGACAUGGGCAUUGUGAAAAACGCUCCGGGGGCCGAGAAAACAUUGACUCAUAAACUCCAGUCAGAGUGGCCUGGUUGGCUCCCAGUCUUCACAGAUGCCUCCAAAUUUUCAGAUAAGAGCAAUGUUGGUCUAGCUGUCUGGCUUCCUAAGUACAAAAUUACCCUUAAUUUCAAACUCCCCCCUGAAUCCUCGGUCUUCACGGGCGAGGCUACCGCUAUUCUGGAGGCACUUCUGUACACUGAGUCUCACAAACUCAACAAAACUAUUAUUCUAUCAGACUCUUCUAGCUGCUUACACUCAAUUAUUUCAUUUCCUUUUAAAUCAAAAUCUAAAUUCCCUAUCAUUCUUCAAAUUAGACAAACUCUCUUCCGUUGCAAGACUCAGGGUAUAGAGGUGGCUAUUGCCUGGAUACCUGGCCACAGUGGCAUCAUUGGUAAUGAGUGUGCAGAUUCCUUCGCUAAGGAUGCCGUUAGCUUGGGCCUGGAUACUCAUUACCAUAAUUUUGCCCACGACCUUGCCUCGCUCGCAGGACCGAGGCCUGAUAAUUCCUGGAAGGAGUCCUGGGAAGCUUCCAGGAACAUUAAAGGUAUUAACCUUGUAAAUAUCUUUAAAUCUCCACCGUAAAGACAGCAAUUAACAUAGUGUGUACCUUAACACAAUCGUUUUUGGCCGAAUUUGCUGUGUUAGUCACACACGGCAUACAGCCACAAACAAAGAUUGAUUGAUUGAUUG